AUGGCUGCUCGUGCAUUUAAAAAGUUUGCCCCUCUUUAUGACCGUGUUUUGGUACAACGUUUUGAAGCUGAAACCAGAAGUAAAGGUGGGAUCAUGAUACCGGAGAAAGCUAAAGGCAAGGUUCUUGAAGCAACUGUGGUUGCACAUGGUCCUGGAUCGAGAAAUGAAAAAGGUGAAGUUGUUCCUGUGUGUGUCAAUGUUGGUGACAAAGUUUUCCUUCCUGAAUACGGUGGUACUAAAGUCGUAUUGGACGAAAAUGAGUAUUUCCUAUUCCGAGAAACUGACAUUUUGGCCAAGUUCGAAAAUUGA
Schistosoma spindalis is the source of this 309-nucleotide messenger RNA. Lineage: Eukaryota; Metazoa; Platyhelminthes; Trematoda; Strigeidida; Schistosomatidae. The record is from the annotation of a GenBank genome assembly.